Molecule: messenger RNA, 833 nt
Organism: Mucor mucedo
Lineage: Eukaryota; Fungi; Mucoromycota; Mucoromycetes; Mucorales; Mucoraceae
Exons: 7
Coding region: 1-726 (241 amino acids)
Source: RefSeq, a predicted model, not a curated record
AUGUAUCAAAGCGGUAAAGACAAAAUGCUACACAAUCAAUCUAUUUCCUUAAAGCCUAAAUCACGAUUUGUAGUUUCAAACGAGGUUCACAAUUAUGUUUCCUUUGUAUACCUUUCAAAAAAUGUAGAGCUUCCGCCUGUUACUCGAGUAUUGCCCAACUCAACAUUACAUCAUCGAAACACCAAGAAAGGCUUCAGCACUGACGGUCCGACUCCUUCGCUUUUCCCCACACGUAGCGUCUGCACUCACGUUGACACUCACGCUGUAUUCACUUCGACACUCGUUGAGUCCCCUGACUUAAAAUUUAGAGCACUGGCAUGGCAACUCGGUUUCGCAUUGGCUCGCAACUUUGCUUUCAACACUGCUUUAGGCACUGGCGUCUACCACUGGAGGGGUAUCUGCACUGGCGUCGAUACUCGUGCUGUAUUCGCUUCGACACUGGUUGAGACCCUUAAAGUAGGGCGCGAUGCACUUCCUUCAACACUGGAGUACACUCGCUUUGACACAGGUUUAGGCUUUUGGCAUGGCACUCGCUCACACUGGCUCGCAACUGGCUUUCAAUACUGCUUUCAGUACUGGCAUUCGCAAACGGAUGGGCUGCAGUUCAAAGUUCGACAGUUGCUGUUAACUUGGCAUGAAUUUAUUCGACAAUUGAAUACAGUUCUGUCUCCUCAUUUAAACAAUGGGCUCUCUGAAAUUAGCUGUAUCAAGAUAAAGACUUGUUGAAUUUAUUGCAUCAAUAAAAAAAAAUCAUGAUAAAAAAAAACGGAGUCAAAAAGAAGACAUAAACAAAAAAAAACACAAUCAAAAAAAACACAAUCAAAACAAAACAU